This is a messenger RNA of Lepisosteus oculatus (spotted gar), 3355 nucleotides long. The record is from RefSeq and is a predicted model, not a curated record. Lineage: Eukaryota; Metazoa; Chordata; Actinopteri; Semionotiformes; Lepisosteidae.
AGGUGUUCAAAACCUCUUCCUCUUUGUAGAGCGCGGGGAAUUUGUUUUUUCACAUUUUAAACUAUUUCUUAAAGAAUAGAUUUUUUUUGUAUGAGAAGAGGAUGGAUCGUUAUGUUCUAGUAGUUAGUUUUAAUAAACAGGAGGAUGAAGACAUUAAUUGUUUUACAGGACUGACAGCUGCAAACAAGGUUUAUGAAUCCCUCAAAGAAAUAUCUAUUAACUCGUCCAAAAGGAAGGUCUCACCUUUUCCACCUUGCACACUCACUGGAAUUCCUGCUCCCCAGAGGUGCUUCUUUGCUAUACAAUCAAGCUCUGGGUCUUCACAGUUUUGCAGCUCAGAGUGGGAAAGUGUUGGUACAACUUCUGUGAAAAAUGAUAGCGAGGAGUCUGCUACUUCAGUGAUUGAGGCUUAUCAGUGCACUCUUCAGAGGCUGGAGGAGGAAUGGCAGAAAACAGCAACUUACUUGUCUGCUCAUAUUUUGGAUCCACAAAACCUUGGGAGCUGUAUUGAUGUUGAGGAGAUAUGGCGAGGAAAUAUACUUAUUAGAGAGAAAAAGUUUGCCUCAGAGGUGAGAUUUGGAGGAUUCUGCUUGAAGAAUGUCCCUUGUGACACAUGGAGCAGUAUCCUGUCCCCUGAUGCUGAUCUUCCAACUUUCACGGGCAGUAAACGUGACCCAGAGGUGUACCACUAUUAUAGGCCUGUUUUAGAUUUGGUACAGCUGGUGGCGCUGCCUGACCUUCCAGUAAACUUCUAUUCCAGCACCGAGUUCAAGCUCGAAGUGUUAACAGGACCAAAGGGAGACAAGUCUAAAUUGCUUUUGAAUCAGCUGGGAUCACUCCGUGUGAAGGUUGGAGCAUUAUUCGCAUUGUCCUGUACUGUUAGCAACAUAGUAAUUCCACCAUCGAAUCAGUUAAGCACUCAGAAAUGGAAAGAGUAUAUGGCAAAGAAACCUAAAUCACUCUUUGCCUGUGAUCCUGAAGUGAAAGGGGAGAAUGGACUCUACCUCCUCCUAGUCCAGGGUACAGACACUGGGGACUGCAAAGCCAGACUGAUUCAUUCUGCCAGUCAGAUCAAUGGAGCUGCUGGCCAGGCCACUGUCAGUGGAUUGGUCAAAGGGAAGUCUUUGCCAAUAGCAGAUGUGUCCACCUGGCUGGGGUCAAUGCCUUGUCUUCAUGGAGACCAGCUGAUGCAAAGGGAAAGGGGGCUGACCAAUGUGCAGACACUGGCCCUGAAGGAAUGGCUCAGAAGGAGAGAAGAAAACAAGAAACCUGCAUCAGUUCCAGUCAAUGAUCUGAAAGCUCUGUUGACUCUUGCCAGAGAACAAUAUCUAAAGAUGCACGAUGCUAGAAUACCCAGAACAGUACUUCAUACUGAAGAACAAAAAGUGAAUCGUGUCAGAAGACGCCCUGGAUCUGAUGCACGCAACAUGACCCGUUUAGAAUGGCCUGAGAGAAGAGUCCUUCAAAAUUUUGAAAACCAGGAGAAGAUCCGUCAGAAGUCAAGGACAGCUGUUCUGUUAUCUGGCUCUUCUGAUUCUUUGUUGGGUCCAAAGGACAGUCAAAGAUGUCCUUCUGCCAUGCUGGAUGCUAAAGAACUGCUGAAACACUUUACGCCUGAGGGUUUACCUACGGGAGAACUGCAGCCUCUACAGAUUCAGAGGGGGGAAAACGCCUUCCAGAUAUCCUGUGACCUGACACCCCGGAAAGUGCAGCAUCUGCCUUUUAACAAGGCAGCCAACUCCCACUAUCACGGAAUUGAAUUCUGCCUGGAUGACCGGAAUUCUUUGGAUCGAGACAAAGCCUUCGGCAAGCUUCAGUCUCGCCUCAUCCGCUAUGAGACCCACACUACGUGCUCCAAGGAGCCCUGCCCCGUGCCUUUCGCACUGAGCCCGGCCCCCUCCCCUGCGGUCCUCUCCGAGCCCGGCAGCGUCCCCGAAGGAGAGGCUUUUCAGCUGGAGCAGAAGGGGGAGCUCUCCAGACGAAAGAGGCUGCCUAAAUCAGAAAGCAGCAACUCCCUUCUUUCUCAUCCCGGUGGCAGCAGUGGACACCGCGCCGCUGCCCGCUCUCUGAGAGAUCAGCCUCAGAGAUCUGUGUCGACUGCCUCGGCUCCCCUCAAGCGCAGUCCCAGCACGGGCAGAGAAUGUCAGAGUCAGGGAAAGACCCAGGGCCAGGCGACGGCACAGCCCACAAAAGAGUCACGGUCACAGAAGCAUGUUCGGAUGCUGAAAGAGGUCGUUGCAAAAACACUGAGUCAUCAUGGGAUUAGAGAGGACCAUGAGAGUUUUGAAGCCUGCAGCCAACGCCUUUUUGAAAUAUCAAAGUUUUACCUGAAGGACCUGAAAACCUCCCGUGGUCUCCAUGAGGAAAUGAAAAAAGCUGCAAAUAAUAACGCAAAGCAGGUAAUUGACUGGAUCCUGGAAAAAGCUUCAAAGAAAUAAUGAGCCACUAGUAACUAAAAAUAGAUGGAAAGCUCAUCCCACCUUUCAUGAUUUGGAUCAUUUGUUUUUGCACAUUAUACUUGAAAACCACUAAUCCCUUUGUGGUUUCCGUGUUACACAACUUUCCUUGAUAUACAUGUGGUGGACGGUGCUUUUUGCAGUGUGUUGUCCUACUUAAAUAUAGCAUUAGCAGGAGCUGACAGGAUGCAUUACUAACACUUGUAUACUGAUUUCUGUAGGUUUUUAAAUUAUUAGAAAAUCUCUAUUUUUAGGUGUAAGCAUUUAUGAAUGGCAUUGAUACCAGUGACAAUGUGUUUCUAGGAAUGUACUUUUGUGUAGUUACAGACGUGUUUUCUGUAUAGGAAAAGACUAUUGUAUGUUCCAUAAAAUAAUUAUCUGGAUGUGCAAUAUGCAUUGUUUUAUUCCUGUUUUUUUCUUUCUACUUUAUUUCUGUAUAUUUUAGCAUUGUGCUAAAGUUUUCCGAUUCCUAGCUGUUGUACAAAUCUUUCCAGUGAUCAGUUUUGUUAAUGUUUCAUCGUUGACUAAAAUUAAAUAAAUGUUAUUGAGAUGAAAACUCACAAAAAGUAAUUUUAUGCUUACAUUUUAUUUGAACUGUUAGCUUACACUCUUUAUUAAAGCUUUAUAAUUAUGAUGCACUGGUGGCUUUCUUUUGAAAACUUUGAAAACUAAAAAGACCACAAGCUUUUACAUAUUUUAAUAGUAGAAAAUUACUUAUGUACAUUUUUCUUAUUUAUUCUUCAAGCAGUAAAACCAAUGGCAUAGAUCAACAUUGAAAGACAGUUUAAGAUAUGUUCCCAGCACACUGUACAGCUAAGUGGGGUACAAUUUCUUUUUCAUUUAGAUCUUAAUUACAGUAAUUAAAAUGUAAGAUAACAUUAAAGGCACAGGAGUUUCAA